Molecule: messenger RNA, 459 nt
Organism: Eurypyga helias (sunbittern)
Lineage: Eukaryota; Metazoa; Chordata; Aves; Eurypygiformes; Eurypygidae
Gene: SRRD
Product: SRR1 domain containing
Exons: 4
Biological process (GO): microtubule-based process
Cellular component (GO): nucleus; cytoplasm
Source: RefSeq, a predicted model, not a curated record
CCGGACAACGAGGAGGGGAAGCACGGCGUCGAGGGACUGGCCACGCUGUUCUACAUGGUGCACUGCGGGAAAGCCUUGUACAACAACCUCCUGUGGAGGAACUGGUCUGUGGGCGCCUUGUCCAAAAUGGUCAUCAUCGGGAACAGCUUCAAAGGGAUCGAGGAAAGGGUACUGUUUGACGCUGGGUGAAAAAAAACCAGGAUACUGGAGAGAGACUAUUCUUACAUAGCAAAGGUUUUGAAAGGGACGGAGGAAUUAGCGCUCCCUACUCACCCUCGGUACUCGGACACCUUUAACGACACCUCCAUCCACUGGUUUCCCUUGGGAAAACUGAAGGAACUGUCCCCUGAGGUCUGGGACUCUGUGGAGGAGCCGACGUACCAGGAGUGUGACGACUUGGAGAUCAUCCGAAAGCAGGACAGAGCUGACCAGCGCAGUGCCGCUGCCUCAGAGUCCUGA